This is a messenger RNA of Durotheca rogersii, 2946 nucleotides long. RefSeq lists its product as uncharacterized. The transcript has a single exon. The record is from RefSeq and is a predicted model, not a curated record. Lineage: Eukaryota; Fungi; Ascomycota; Sordariomycetes; Xylariales; Xylariaceae. The coding region runs from base 1 to 2670 and encodes 889 amino acids.
AUGACUCAAGCUUACGCCGAUCAUGGACUAAAGUGCAAGCCGGAGCCAGAGAAAUCUCCGGAGCCUGGACAAGACCCAGGACAAACGCCUAAGCCAGAGCUCAGUGCUGACAAUAAAGAGACACUGCCCACCGCCAAAGAGUACACUCAUGGCUAUUUCGACCGAAUGCAUAACCAAUCCGAGGUCAUCUACGAAGAUAUCACCGUGGAACAGGCACGGGAGCUAUCGGAACCCCAGAUCGCUAAUAUCUGGAUGAACUUCAAGCAUCUGCAAGCCAUCAUCCACCGUCACGAGGCACUAAUCCAAAAGAGAUGGAUCAAGAAGUCCAAGGUGAAGAGAAGCGAAAUCUUGCAGUCAGCCUGGGGCCCACGGAGUGCCAUGAAUGCCCAGCGUAAGCCGAACAUGGCACUGGUGAUGAAUCGGUUCAAGGGCUGGGAUAGCACAAAAUCUGAUAACGAGAAGGCAGGUGCAUCGAUCUACCAGGCCCUCAUAUGGCCCCAAAUCAACAUCGAGGACCUAACCAAGACCGAGCCCCUCCUCCUCUUCCUGAAUGCCAGAGCGAGGUACCCCCCUUCGACCUUCGCGCAUACGGAUGUCGAACCCGCCAUGUUUGCCGCCGACGCUCAGAUAUUCCCGGGCCCCAAGUAUCUGGACAGAUGGAGCAUGAGGUUUACGGGAAGAGAUAGCGUGGAGACGUAUGGGAGGUUGGUUUCGUGGGAUGAGGAUGAGGAUGCCUACCAACGACUUCAGCGGGGCCGAGAUUUCACUCCUGGGGAGGGAAUCUGGAUCCUCGACUCCCAGGAACGGAUCUACCAGUUUCUGUGCGACAUAUGCAGAAUCAUCCUCCACGACUAUUCUCUGGGCAUGGACGAGCUACACAACCUUCCAAUCGAGCCCGAACCGCCGCUGCCCGAGACGGAAUUUAACGAAGACGCUCCGGAAGAAUGCCUCCUGUCGUCAAGUUACAGGUGCGACUACCAUGUGCCCGCCAGCAUGGACGUGAAGCGGCUCGUCGACCUCUUCGAGUCCAGACUUGCCGAGGCGGAAGACAGGCUGUGGUUGCUCCGCGAAGAUCCGGCCAGCUUCCUCGACGAGGCGUAUGGGUGGCUCAACACUUCAGCCUGUUCUAUCGCUCGUGCCAACGGCAAACCCCAGGCGAACAUGGAGACCGCCGGAAGGCGAUACAUCACGCGGAUCUACUGCGCUCACGAGGCUCUCAACCAACGGAUAAACAUGAUUAAGGUAUGGGAGAUAUUGUGCAGGAAAGCCAACACCCUCUUAGAGGCCAAAGAGCGGCUCUUUGACAAGACUAAUGCCCGGUUGCGACCCGAGGACGACCUUCCCGUGGAAUUAUCAAACGCCUUCCAGGAAUUGGGCUUUACCCUGAAUGCUCUGGUCGUAUCGAUUCUCUAUAGAAUCCGUUUCAUGAUUCAGUCUUCAGCUCAACUACGGCAUCUCUACGUAUGGAAACCGUCAAAUGAACCCGACCACCCGGGCUACAUUCGCACAAACGAGGCAACGAAGCCAAACCCCGCCGAGCUUGAAGUUAUGCAACUGGUUCAGGCUGUAGAGUGCACCGCAGAUGGGAGCAUGGGGCCGUAUGUUUUGACCCAGGAGCUUCAGCGCCUCUGCCGAGACCGAGUGACGCGAAAGCUCAUCUCGAGCCGCGUCGCCGGUAUAAUGCCUAACUUGUGCAUCAUGACGGAGACCAUGCGGCAAAUCGAGUCCUUCCAGCCGUGGAUGUCGUCGCUCGACGUCGACCAGAACAAGUGGAAGAGUGCGCACUUCGGGCUCGACACCGAAGUCCAGACCCUGCUAGAGUACACGAACAUCUUCACAGUCCGCACGCGGACGAAGGGCCCGAUCUCCAGGGCGAUCUACGCGCUGAUGAAGGGGGGCUGCCCCGUCGACAAGCCGCCGACCCCGGCGAACCUCAAGGCCAUCGCCACCGCGGAGCGCCACCUGGACACCAUGUGGGGCCACCUGAAAGCCGAGCUCGACGAGGUCAGCCGAUCUGGACGGGGAGGCUGGGCGCGCAUCCAGCGGAUCAUCGACAACGGGCGCGCCGAGCGGACCCCGAUGCCGGCCGACGAGCCCGGCGCGCCCGAGGAGAACAACAAGCCGUCGGCCAGCGACCCGGACGGCGCCCAGCCCUUCGGGCAGAUGAACCUGGGCCACCAGGCGGAGCCGCACCGCGCGCCGGUGCGGGCGCAGACGAAGGCGAAGCCCAAGACGCGGCCCGCGGCCCCAGCCUCAGCGCCCAACACCGGCGCCGCCAGCGCCGCCGCACCCGCCAGCCCGCCACCCGCCUCGCCGCAGCCCUUCGUGCUGGCAGUGGACCGGCGGACGCAGCGCACGCUCACGGCUCUAUUCUCGCCGGCGGCGGGGCCGGUGCCGUGGGCGGACCUGCAGCACGCGCUGGGGCGCGCGGGGUUCCGGCGCGAGCCGGUCGGCGGGUCGGCGUGGCAGUUCACGCCGGGGGCGGCGCUGGCGCGGGCCGGCGGCCCGGCCUACGCCCGCGGCAUCCAGCUCCACGAGCCCCACCCCGGCUCCAAGAUCCCGCCGCUGCUCGCGCGCCAGUUCGGCCGCCGCCUCGCGCGCGCGUACGGCUGGUCGGCGGAGUCGUUUUGCCUCGAGGAGAAGGGGGCCGGGGAGGAGGGGGAGAUGUGAGGGGAAGAUUAGGGGAGGAGGGGGAGAUGGGGGAGAUGGAGGGAGAGGAGAGGAGGAGGAAGAGAGGAGGAGAGGAGGAGAGGAGGAGAGGGGAGGAGGGGGAGAUGGGAGAGGAGCGAGAGGAGCGAGAGGAGCGAGAGGAGAGAGAGGAGAGAGAGGAGAGAGAGGAGAGAGAGGAGAGAGAGGAGAGAGAGGAGAGAGAGGAGAGAGAGGAGAGAGAGGAGAGAGAGGAGAGGAGUAGGGCAAGAAGGGCUUGAUGAUACCUGGGGACGCGUG